GCGCGUUCACGUGCACGGACCGAGGACGCAGCAGCUAAAAGCUAAACGGGCAUCGAGCUACCAAGGCCCCGGUUAUCCCCGGAACACACCGUCGUUCAUUUUGUUGAAGCGGAUCUCCGACCGGCAGGGAUUAGAAACGCGCGAGAUCAUAUGUGUGUUAAGGGGGGAAGAAAGGUGCAAUAUGGUUCGGGAAACCAGACACCUUUGGGUGGGAAAUUUACCCGAACACGUUCGAGAGGAGAAGAUUGUGGAGCAUUUUAAAAGGUAUGGCCGUGUGGAAAGUGUUAAAGUCCUGCGGAAGCGAGGGUCAGAAGGUGGUGUUGCAGCCUUUGUGGAUUUUGUGGAUAUCAAAAGCGCGCAAAAAGCUCACAAUGCCGUUAACAAGAUGGGGGAUAGGGACCUCCGGACAGACUACAAUGAACCUGGGUCAGUGCCUAGUGCUGUACGGGGCCUUGAAGACGGCUCCCCCUCAAGCAGUCGAGACGUUACAGGAUUCUCUAGGGGAACAGUUGGUCCUGUGUUUGGCCCACCUGUGUCCCUUCACACCAGAGAAGGACGUUACGAACGAAGAAUAGAUGGCAGCUCAGAGAGCCGUGACCGUGCAUAUGAACACAGCCCUUACGGACACCACGACCGCAGUGGCACUUUUGACAGGCAGCGUCAUUACAAUGCUGAUUAUUAUCGGGAUCGUUCUAUGUUUGCUGCUGCUGGCCCAGGAAGCAGUGCUAUUGCUGGAAGCUUUGAGCCAUCAGAUCCACAUUUUGACUCUAGAAUAAGAGACCCCUUUACUCUAACUAACUCUACAAGACGUGACCUAUACAGAGAUGACAGAGGCCGACGUGUCGAUAGAACCUACCAUCAUCGCCGUAGCCGAUCAUCUCAUUCCUCACAGUCAAGGCACCCUUCCCCACAACGGAUCACAGGACAAACCUCUAAAACUCCUCAUUCCCCUAAAAGACCUCCUUUGUCCCCUGGUAGAGGCCCACAAUCUCGAUCCCACAGCAGGUCUUCAAGUUCGGACUCUGUCAGCAGCACCAGCAGCACAGGCAGUGGCAGUGAUUCAAACAGCAGUUCAAGUGAUGGUUCUCGGGCACGAUCAGUACAGUCGUCAGCUACACAUGCCCCUCCCCAGUCUUCUAUGGUGCUUGACUCAGAAGAGCCACGCAGAAGCUUUGGAAUUAAAGUUCAAAACCUACCUGUGCGCUCUACAGACACAAGUUUGAAAGAUGGACUUUUCCAUGAAUUCAAGAAACAUGGCAAAGUUACUUCAGUGCAGAUCCAUGGAGCGUCAGAAGACCGCUAUGGUUUGGUGUUUUUUAGACAACAAGAGGAUCAAGAGAAAGCCCUCAAUGUUUCCAAAGGAAAGCUGUUCUUUGGCAUGCUUAUUGAAGUCACUGCUUGGAAUGGUCCUGAAACAGAGAGCGAAAAUGAGUUCAGGCCUUUGGAUGGGCGCAUAGAUGAGUUUCACCCAAAGGCCACAAGGACACUGUUCAUAGGCAACCUUGAGAAGACCACCAGUUAUCAACAACUACUAGAUAUUUUUCAACGCUUUGGAGAAAUUGUGGAUAUUGACAUCAAGAAAGUAAAUGGAGUCCCACAGUAUGCCUUUGUGCAGUAUUCUGAUAUUGCCAGUGUCUGCAAGGCCAUUAAGAAGAUGGAUGGAGAGUAUCUGGGGAGUAACAGACUAAAGCUUGGAUUUGGAAAGAGUAUGCCCACAACAUGUGUUUGGCUAGACGGGUUGGCAACCAGUAUCACAGAACAAUACCUCACACGGCAUUUCUGCCGUUAUGGACAUGUAGUUAAGGUUGUGUUUGAUAGAUUGAAAGGGAUGGCCUUAAUCCUGUACAACAACACAGACUUUGCUCAGGCAGCUGUAAGGGAGACCAAAGGUUGGAAGAUUGGUGGCAAUAAAAUAAAGGUGGAUUUUGCAAGUCAAGAGAGUCAGAUGGCAUUCUACAGAUCUAUGCAGGCAUCUGGUCAAGACAUUAGAGACUUGUAUGAAAUCCCUACUGAACGCCGAGAGGAACGCCGACCUCCAUACCACGAGUUUACCGCAGAAAGAGCAUACUAUGAGAAUAUACGAACCCCUGGACUCUAUCCAGAAGAUGCUCGAAGAGAAUAUGCUGCUCGCAGCAGAGAAAGAUUUCCUGAUCUUGAACACUAUCAGGGUGAUCACUUUGACCCACGUUUUCAUGAGGACCCAAGAGACUAUAGGGACUACAGAGACCCCUUUGAGCAAGACAUUCGAAAAUAUACUUAUAUUCAACGAGAGCGGGAACGAGAGCGAGAACGUUUUGAGGCUGACCGCAGCAGGUGGAGCCCUUCCCAUCCAAGGCGACCCAUCACACCUACAGUAUCACCUUCACCAUCUGAGCGUGCUCCAAGAGACCCAGAACGACGGGUUUACAGCCAGUCGUCUGAGCGAAGUGGUAGUGUGAGCUCAAUGUCACCACCAAACUUUGACAAAUCUGAUAAGACCCUGCUGGACCAUGCUUCAAAGAGUGAAAAGACUGAGAAGAGUAAUCAAGCAGAUCGCGUAGCCAGUGUUGAGAAAACCAAACGUACAAAACGAAAAGAGAAGGGAGAUAAAGUGGAAAAGACUAAAUCAAGAAAAGCGAAGGGGCAAUCCCCGUCAAACCCAUUACCCGAAAAUGAGCCUGAGACCAGUUUUGAUGGAGGUUCUGGAAGAGGAAGGUUAUCUGACCCUGAUGCUAACGAGAGGCAGAAAUCUAAGGGCGACAGUGAUAGUGGAAAUUCUGCGUCAACUGCUCAUCAUGACUCUACAAAAAGUGAAAGAUCUGAAAUGAGUAAAGGUGAGAAUUUUGAAUUGGAUGUAAAAAAUCGACCUAAGAAACAUCUGAAGUCUGAUGAUGGGAAAGAUUCAUCAGUGGAUUCAGAUCGUCUUGCUGCAAGAAAGAGGCGAUUUGCAGAUUCAAGUGGAAGGACUAUUCGUCAGAAAAGAAGCAGGCAUGAGGAAGAGGAUGGUGUUCAAUCCUCUGAAUUUGGUGCUAGUGCCACAUAUUUGAAAGAGUCAGACACUGACAAACACAGAGAUUCACAACGGAGAGAUUCAAGACUCAAAGCUGAAAAAAGUGGCACACAGAAGGAUGGUCAAGAGGAUCAGAGGGAACAAAGAGAGAAAUCAGAAGGACCUUUGGACCCUCUGGAGUCAAAACGUCAUCCAGGGCACACAUCCAGAAGGUUUUCUCAUGAGGGAAUUAUAGACCAAAGCAGUGUGAGAGAGCAAGAGCACAAUCCUGCUUUUAAAUUUGGUACUCAGAAAGCUGAAACUGACAAAAGUGCUAAGACAAAGGAAGACCAUGUUGACAUUGAUCUCUCUCAGAGUUACCGCAAGCAAAUGGAACAAAAUAGACGGCUGCACCAGCAGCAACAGCAACGGGAGUCUGACAAAUCUGACAAACCAGGAAGUCCCCAAGGUAGUGAAACUGAGGACUUGGAGCAUCGCAGUCUUGUGCAUGAAGUUGGUAAACCACCUGAGGAUGUCACAGAUAAUUUCCCGUCUCACAAACUUAAGAAACUAGACCAAUUUGAAAGUGACUCUGGGACAAAGCGAGAACGUGUCUACAGGAGCUUCAGACAAAAAAGUGAAGAUCCUGACUGGAACAACACUUCCUCUCCGGGACAUCAGUAUUUUCCUCAGCAUGUGGAUGAAGACUUUGUGGAUCCUUCUCAAAAAGAGCUUAGUAGAAAUGAAGAAAAACUUCACACUGAUAUGGAGUUGUUGGUCAAAAGGACACAUAACACUCAGGUAAACAAGCCAAACAUUCCUUUACUUAAUAUGGAAGAAGAGCAACAAAAAAGAUGGGAAAGCAGAGUAAAACAUGAAUUGUUACCUGACCUUAAUUUCUCCAGAAGUCUAGGUAAAAAUAUUCAUAAUCGUAAACGUUUGGAAUACGGAAUUUGGCAUGACUUAGAACCUGGGGAAGUACGCUCUGACCCUGAGGAGGAAAGAGACAUCAAAAACCAGUCUCCUCUGCCCUCAACAUCUAUGUCUUUUUCUGAUAGGCAGAGAAUUGACAGGUUUUCAGACCCCAAAGUAGCACAUCUCGAAAGGAACAAAUUCUACUCCUUUGCACUUGACCAAACCAUCACGCCUGAUACAAAGGCUCUGCUCGAACGCGCAAAAUCUCUCUCAUCUUCCAGAGAAGAUAAUUGGUCAUUUUUGGAUUAUGAUUCCCACUUCGCAAGUUUGCGAAACAGAAAAGAUACUGAGAAGGUGGAUUCAACACCAAGACCUACUCCCUCUUGGUACAUGAAAAAGAAAAAGAUUCGAAGUGGAUCUGAAGAUAAACUUGACGAUAGGAAAGAGGAGCCUAAGCCAGAAGAACAUGAACGCAGGGAACUUUUUGCCUCUCGCUUCCUUCACAGCCCAGUCUUUGAGCUUGAUUCUAGACGACUUCAACACUUGGAACGUAAACAUGAAGAACCCGAGCAUACUCAAAACCCACAACUUGGUCAGCAAGGGGCGGUAGAUGGUGAACUUGACUCCGGGCCAGUUGUCCUUUUCCAUAGCCGUUUUUUGGAACUCACGCGUUUACAACAGAAGAAUACAACUCCACAGCUUCAAGAGGCAAAAGGAGACACAACACUCACAGAUGAGAAAAUAGAAAAGGCAUGUGUUCCAGAGCAACAUGUUUUGCAGUCCCCUGAAACAACAGAGUCUACCAUGGAGCCAGAAAUUAAACCAAUGAGUCCUGUUGAAGUGCAGAUUUCUGAACCCAGACUCACACCUGCAACUGUCACACAAUCUGUGGUCAAAGACUUUCCUCCAGCAGAUCAGAAAAGUGAUGUCUUAGCCCCUGAACCAUUUCCCUCUCCAUCUUUCACAAAAGAUGAGGUAAAGGAAGAAGUAAAAGAAAAUGAACCUGCUGUAUCAAUGCAGCAUUCACCAACAGAGAAGUCCUCUGAUUCAGAACCUGUACAAAUAGCAGCACCUGAAACCAGCUAUUCAGUGGACAGAUGUCACCCUUCUCCUUCUGAGGAGAAAUUGGAUGUUGUAACAGAGGACGUAAAACCUUUUGGUCCAGAAAAACCUAGCAGGCAGGAUUCUCAUGAUGAGUUUAUUAGCAGUUCAGAAGCAGAGCAGGAUCCUGAAACAACACAGCCUGAGAUGCCAGAAGCCAUUAGUCCCAUGCCAACUAGUUUUCCAGAGGAAUUGGACAUUUCCAAGAAGGAGACCCUCCCCACUUUUAAAGCAACAACAGAAUCAGAGGGAGAGAAGAAACUUCAAGUUAGUAAAGUGCAGAUUCCAAUUGAUGACACAUACGAUGAGCCAAUGUUGCUACAAAAUGAGCAUAAAACAAAAGAAGUUAAAACUAAAAAGUGCAAGCAAUCCCCUGCUCGAGUGUCACCUGUUCCUGUCAUUUCUACCCCAGAGAAGCAAGCAACACGUAAGAGUGAGCGAAUUGACAAAGAGAAGCUGAAACGUGGGUCAUCUCCAAGAGCUGAAACGAAGUCCACAGCCAAAUCUCCUAUUCAUAGCUCCGACCCUGAUAUAUUGGAGCCAAGCAUAUCACUUGGUAGAGCAAGACGACGAAAUGUUAAAUCAGUGUAUGCUACCCCAGUUGAAGAUGAAACACCAGUUCGUUCUGGCAAGGAUAUGCCAGAGUUACCUCGUUCUGCACGAAAGCGAGGUCCAGACAAAGAUGUGACACAACAACAGAUUACUGAACAGGACCAACCUACUCCAACCCCUGUAACAAAGAGAGGCCGUCCUCCAAAGAAUCGCAGACAAGGUGAUGAGAUCUCAACAGUUAAAAUAGAAAAAUCUAAAAUGGACAACAAAGACACAGAUUCAAAUGAAUCAGAAAGCGGGGAAAGAAUUCCCAAGGUAUCAAGAGGGAAAACAUCCCUGUAUGGCACAAAGGGUCAAUUGAAUCAGAUGUCCACAGUUCAAGGUUCUGGUUCGGCAAGGAAGGGUGAAAAAAAUGAGGUGGCUGAGGAUGAUGAACAUGAAAUGGAUUUAACUGAUGAUGAUUCCUUGGCCUUGCAAGACUCAUCAAGUUUAUCUAAAGAAGAUCCAACAUCUCCAAUUGACCAAAAGAAAGAGGACAAAGACAAACAAGGAAGAGAAUUUAGCAGAGAUAAAGAUGUUCUUAAUGAAAAGGUUAGUGGGGGCAAAUCAAAUGGGAAAGAGACAGAUUCCCGAGUCUUGGAAGAAAAACCUAUCUUGGAAAAAGACAAGAUAGUUAGAGGAAAGACGAAGUUGACAAGGACUCCGAAGUCUCCUGUGUUAAAGAACCUCAAAAUCAGGCUUAAUGUCACAGAGGUGAAAGAUCUCCUUCAGUUGGGUGAUGAUGAGCAUGGUAAUCAAGAUGAUUCCUUGAAAAAGGUAAGACCUACUGAACAAAGUGAUCAUGCAUCAAACAGUACCAAUGCCAAUGAAGGAGAUUCUCACAGUGAAGAAAAAGUAAAUACCACCUUGGAACUAACGGAGCCGAUCGAAACUGCAAAAAGCUUUAUUUUACAGGAGCGUGAACUGGAGCAGGCUGUGGAGAACAUAGCUAAACUCACAGAUCCAGCAUUCCCAACCGAACUCCCAACACAACCCGUUCCACCUUCAGAAGUAAAAAAUGACCCUGAGGAAGAAAAGCCCUCUUAUCCUGCUAGUGAGACAGAGCUCAUGGCUGCUAUUGAUUCAAUUACUGCUGAGGAAUCAACUGUAUCCGUAACCCAAGCGCCUCCACCAAGUGCAGAUAUAGGUUCAGAACCUGAGAUCCAAGACUUAAGUCAGCCUGUAAUGGAUGAAAAACCUGAGACUAAACUCUCUAUACAAGAAGAGCCUGUUCUCCCAACUACACCCAAAAGGGGCACCAAGGGAAGGCCUAAAACACCUAAACGUGCUAAAAGCCAAAAGCAAGUAAAAAAAGAUUUUAAGGAAGGACUUUCAAAAAGUGAGGAAUUUUCAAUGCCUUUAGAAGAUAAAACAGCUGUUAGUGUAAAGAUUGUUCCUGAAACAACUCCAUCAUCAGCAACUGCCACCGUUAUUACUCCUACUACCUGGAAGCCAGAGUCUGAGCCUUCACCUGUCAAGACUACACAUGCAGAUUCAGAGCCAUCUUGUGACGAUCAGAAUCCAGAUCUUAAAUCUCCUAACCCCCAGUCCAAGAGUCCAGUAUGCCUAAAGCCUCCACAGGUGCCAACAGAGUGCAUCACCCCUUCCUUGUCUCCACUAGCUAACAGGCCAAAUAUCAGACCCAUUCAAACGAGUAGAAUUCCCGUUUCUCCCCCAGACUGGCGCCACCAGUCUAAAGAAACAGGACUCUCCUCCUCACCUGUCAUACCAUUGGCAUCCAAGGAAAACCGGCCUUUACUGUUAGACUCUGAAAACAUUGAUAUUGUUCUUGGUUCAAGUGACUUGAGACAAAUUCUUAUGAAACACAAAAACAUUUCCCUUGCAAGCAGUGGUCCUAUUCCAAGUAAUCUGCCUACCCUACAAGACCAGAACCUCUCUGAAAGUAAUACUCCAACUGUUGUGCCAAAUAAGCCGUUACUACCGGAUAGUAGAAUGCCAAUCCAUCCAGCUUCACCAAUUGUUCGACCUCCAGCUUCGCUACCAUCUCCUGAGACAAAAUCUGUAAUCUCUGUUAUCGCCUCUACUGCAACCUCUGUUAUCAGCCGGGUUUGCAACCCUCCUGAGACCGAGGACAAAUUAAACAUGAACAUUGGGAAUCCCUGUGUUGAUAUGGCUUUACCCAAACAAACUUACAGGCCUAGCAAAGAUGAAAUUGGAUCAUACCAUGUUAGUGAUGAGGGGGGAAGCACUGGACGUUUCAUUGUGGAGAGCCCCAGUCUUGGAACAGGAUCUUGCCCAGGUCUGAGAGUAAAUACAUCUGAAGGAGUGGUAGUAUUGAGCCACUCAGGCCAGAAAACAGAAGGACCCCAGAGGAUCAGUGCAAAAAUAAGUCAGAUUCCACCAGCAUCAGCAGGUGACAUGGAAUCUCAACAGUUGGUAUCCAUGCCCCAGAUAAAACAGGAACUGUAUGGCCACUCAGGACUUCAAAAGGGACCUUCAUCGCAGGGAGAUCAUGGACAUCUUGGAAAGACUCAGUCAGCCUUAUCUUCCAUUAAACAAGAAAGCACUGUUUUGGAAAAGAUGGAAUCUACUUACCAACCUGGACCUCAAGGAGUAGUAAAGCGUCUCUCACAGGGAAAUCAACAAGUAAUGAGUUACCAUCAAGAGUACAUGCCAAUGAAACAUCCAAAGAAAAUGGACACUGCUGAACAUCUCGGUACCGAUGGGACUAAACCACCUUGGACUUCUGCUAUAAGUCCUGCUUUAAGUCCCCAUUUGCCGUCACCACCUGGUAACCAUGUAGGAUUUGUCACAGCUGCUGGUGAAAGAGCUCCUUCACACAUCAGUGGAGUCAAACAAGAACCACGAUCACCUCGCAAGUCCAGCCACCCACACUCACAGUUUACUAAAGUAUCCUCACCCAUUGGCGCCUCAUCACCAAAAGGCAUACCAGUGAUGUUAUCGACUGGUCUUCCUGCUAUGCAACAGUUUAUUACCGGUGUUCAUCAUCCAGAACAAUCUGUAAUUAUGCCACCUCACAGUGUGCCUGGUGGUUUGGGACGGAUGUCUCCUCACCGUGUUUCACAGUCAAUCCCAGUAGGGCAUCUUGUCCAAGGAGAUGUACGUGUCAAUACUCCACCACUUUCUGUGAUGAGCUAUGGGAUGCAUAGUGAGACACUUGCCUCUCCCUGGUCUGGCUCUAUGCAGCAAAGACCCACAUCACCCCAGGCUGUAGGCAGAGACAAGGUACUCAAGAUGAACCCUGCUUCUUUGCGGGGUCAUGAUGGCGAACAGGAAGAACCCAGACGCUUCCACCAGGCUCCUGGGAGACAACCUGGCACACAACUCAAACCAGAGACAUUGCAAUCAGAUCCUCGUGGACCUCUGCGUGGUAGUGUCCAGUUAGAGACUUACAUGGCACAAAGGGAUAUGCGUGUGCUCUUGCAUCAACAGGGAGAGCGCCUGGCCACGGAUUCACAUUCUGGACAUAUUCAAGAGACUCUUCCUCCCUCUACUGCACCUUCCAGCCUACCUUUAUCCUUGUCUCCAAGGGCACAUGUUUUAUCUAAAGGUGUAUCUGAAAAAGAUAUAACAAAGCCUUUGGAGGCAAAGAGGCCACAAUCUCCUCUUGCAAAAGAUGGAAUGAUGGGAAUCCGACAAUCAGGGCAAGCAAUUGCAUCUCCCCAGAGAGUUCAGCUAAUAACACCAGGACCUAGUGGUGCAUUCCCAGAGUACUCAUCAAUGUACUCAAAUCCAAGAGGCAUCCAUUCUCAAAUACCAGAGACGUCUCCUGCUGGAAUGAACCAGCCACCAUUGAGCGUCACACCAACCUUGGGCGCAGACCUCCAGGCCAAACCAGAUGGCAAGAUGACCCAGCCAGUUAAUAUGGUGCAGUUGCUCACGAAAUACCCUAUUGUGUGGCAAGGCCUGCUGGCACUGAAGAAUGACCAUGCUGCAGUCCAGCUGCAUUUUGUCUGUGGCAACAAAGCUUUGGCUCAUCGAUCCCUUCCCCUGCAAGAAGGAGGCGCAUUGCUCAGGAUUGUCCAGAGAAUGAGACUAGAGGCUUCACAACUGGAGAGUGUAGCCCGAAGAAUGACUGGGGACAGUGAUUUCUGUCUUCUCCUUGCUCUGCCAUGUGGCCGAGAUCAAGAUGAUGUCCUGAACCAAACUCAAGCUUUAAAGGCAGCUUUCAUCAACUACUUGCAGGCAAAAUUAGCUGCUGGUAUCAUCAACAUACCCAACCCUGGUUCCAAUCAGCCUGCCUAUGUGCUCCAGAUUUUCCCACCAUGUGAAUUUUCAGAGAGCCACUUAUCCCAGCUCGCCCCCGACCUUCUGAACAGGAUCUCCAGCAUCUCACCACACCUCAUGAUUGUCAUCACCUCUGUGUAACCUUCACUGCUGGGAGCUGUUCCUUUUAAUGGAUGUUCUCACCUAUGAGCCUCAGGAAACCAGAGGAAUAUGAGAACUUCUUUUUUCCUGGACACAAACUGAAAUGCGUAGGAUGUACCCGAUCCAACACUUGCUUGUUUCCAUCAGUCUUUUUUCUUUUGUCUGGUGUUUUUGUCCUUCUCGAAAGAACUCAGGGAUGGACCAAACCAGAAUCCAGUCUUAUUUGACCAUUUCUCUGCUGUAUUUCUAUUUAUUGGAGUUUAUUUUUAAUGUUCGGAGAAGCUCUGAAGAAAAAAAACAGGAUAUUUGAUGAACAAGAUUGAGUGACUUUCCGGGUGGCCUUUUUUUUUUUUCCAUUAGUCUUUUAUUGAUUGUCAUAUUCAUUUCUUCUUCUCUUCAAGAGAAGUUCAUUGAAGCUGUUGUGUCACAGUGGCUGAAAGACAUUUCAACCUGUAAUUUUAAAUAAUUAUUUACAGACUUCCUCACCCAGGCUUUCUUUAGAGGAGGGAGAAUUAACUUGUGAAACCAUGGAGACUCUGUAGAGGACCACGUACGCUUAACAACUCUUUAUUUCCACCAGCUCUGCUCGUUUUCUCACUACUGAAGCAGUUACAUCUUUGGCCACCUGCCUUUACAUUGAACAAGCUACAUUACAUUUGGGAAUUUUUGGAUACAGGACUUUGUAAAUAUUUUAAAUAUUUAAAUUUUGACUAUGGAGCUUGGACAUCUUGACACAGACUUGAACUCUGGGACAUACCAGUGUGCAGAAUGCGAAACUUCAAUGGAUAGCCUUGAUUUUUGGGUGUAAAUACUUGUCACAUGAAGGUUGGCAAACUCCUGUGCAGUCUGCUGAUGGCACUUGAUAUUUUGUAACUCAAAUAAAACAAACUCCAGAAAACUUGAA
Messenger RNA from Labrus bergylta (ballan wrasse), 10829 nucleotides. RefSeq names its product msx2-interacting protein. Gene Ontology annotation, biological process: regulation of transcription by RNA polymerase II. The record is from RefSeq and is a predicted model, not a curated record. Lineage: Eukaryota; Metazoa; Chordata; Actinopteri; Labriformes; Labridae. Gene Ontology annotation, molecular function: mRNA binding. Gene Ontology annotation, cellular component: nucleus.